Microstroma glucosiphilum is the source of this 3661-nucleotide messenger RNA. RefSeq lists its product as hypothetical. Lineage: Eukaryota; Fungi; Basidiomycota; Exobasidiomycetes; Microstromatales; Microstromataceae. The transcript is spliced from 2 exons. The record is from RefSeq and is a predicted model, not a curated record. Bases 118 to 3444 code for a protein of 1108 amino acids.
CGCGAGCAGCGUGGAGCCUCAUCCCGAGCUUGCAAGCUGUAGCAAGUGGCUACUGCCCGUUCACGCGGCCACGGGAUAGAUCUAGGGUUGCUCGCCACCAGUCCAUCAGCAGCGACCAUGACGAGCGUCGCUCCAUCCACACCUCCUACUUCGCCUCCAUCGAGGCUUGGCGCCUCCGGCAGCACCGCCAGCCUACUCGCUCGCUUCAAGGCUCCAGCGCCUUCACGCACGCCAUCGCAGGCUGAGUCUGCACCAUCACCUCCUUCGAGCUUGAGUGACACGAAGCACAGUGCCAGUGAUACUCCCAGGCAAGGACUCUCGGAGGCUGCGCACGAGCGACCCUCACCUGGUUCACCCAACGCUAGAAGGGCUCGCGAGGCGUCGCUCGAUUCGUCGCCCACCCGUCAGGCUGGCAAGUCGAAGGGGCGGAAAAGCGUCUGGCCAAGGAAGCACUAUGAUCCACCGCCGCCAGUGCCAGAUUUGCCUCCCUUCCUCAACAUCGCCUUGCCUUUCGAGUCUUCGGUUGAUACAGGAUUCGUGCGCCCUAUAGAAGCCUCGCAGUCUCUUGACAAGCCGACUCACAUCAAGAAGACUCUUCCUACCCGACGACGAGCGUCUUCGAGCGGCUACACGAAGCCGAGCGCGCCAGUCACCGUUGCCCAAAAGGUGUCACAGCAGUAUGCUGCCAAACAGCAGCAGAUGAAAGACUCAGGCCUCUAUCGAGCUCGCGCUCUGGCUGCUGCACGGCUAACACCAUCCCAGGUAGUAGAAAUCGUCAGGCUCACCGGCGCUGAGAUCAGACAGCGCGGGAUUGCCAAUGUAGGCAUCCUGAGACCUUUCCGUGUGGGCUCUCACCCCACAAAUGUAGACCGUCUUGCCGAGCUGUUCCUACUGUCCUCAGAGUCGCAGAGGUAUGACGGCUUGUUCUCGGUCAGUCCUCCCUCUGGACAGGAUGGCGCUCAAACUGACGCAAAGGGAAUGACAGGCGAGCUGGCUCUUGCGACUCUAGGUCGUCCGUCGGCAAACAGUGGAUUGGUGCGACAGCUGGCCUUUGCAAACAUUCACGACGUCGGCGACUUUCUUAAAUGGUCAGUCCGUCGUCUUAAGCUCGACAAGAGCGACUUCGGUUCUGAGACGGACAUGGGCUGGUAUAAGGACUUUGUCAAGGCAGAAAAGGAUGGUGGGUAUACACUCACAAGCUUCAGCGACGAUCUGCUGCCACGUCUCCCAGUGUCUACCAGAGAGCUUCUCACAAGUAUCCUCGACUUGCUGACCACGAUCAGUGCGCACUUUGUCGCGAACGCCAUGCCAGCUUCACGAGUCUGUAAGACCUGGGGUUUUUGGCUCUUUGGUAGGAUCGGCCAAGACAAGUCUUAUCCAGACUUUCUGACUUUCCUGGGCGACUGGAAGCGCAGCACCAGCAUAAUGGAGCAUCUUAUGAUGGCCUUCAUUAGAGAUCAAUCAGUCAAAGCUCACUCCGUACCGACGAGGCUGGCCGAGUUGAUCGAGUCCUACCCAGGCUCCCUCAGUGAAACUUCUGGUGCUCCGGGCCUUCCAAAUGGAAUUAAUAGCGGAGACAAUGGAGCCGGUAAGAGUAAGGCUCUCAAGCUUCACAUGGAGAGUGAACGACUACUGCAGAGUUUACUGAACUAUAGAGGACCUCCGGAGAUCUUGCACUGUGCUCUGAAUGCUCAUGUUUCGGACUGCGGAGCAUCGGCUGAGGCAGAUGAUUGGAGCUCUUUACUGAGGUUGGCCCAUACUGCAGCAAGACAGACGAAGGUAUCCAUGAGUGAAGGAGCGACUGCUGUUGGGUCAGAUGGACAAACAAUGCAGGACAUCUCUGGCGAAGACGUCUCUCCAAGGGCGAGCAAGGCCUCGAAGCUGACUGCCCUGCUCACUGAAGAGCAGUCAAGGAUUCUUGAAAUCUACGCCGAGGAGUUUGCCAACAGGAGGAAGUUGAUGGGCAUCGGCGGGCAGGUUGAGGACGAAUUGGAGGAUGGCAGCGACAGCGGAGAGCGCGAGGGAGUACCUCGCAGCUCGUUUGCCGCGCCCUUCCCGUCUAUGGCUUCAACGCAUACCAUUGGCCCUACUGGCAUGACAAGCUCGCAAAGCUUCCCCCUCACAUCCUUCCCGCCGAGAAAGGCGCGACUAUCCAUCCUCGCCGAGUCCGUCUCGUCGGGAAAGAGCAGUGGUGCUAAGGCGCUGCCAUUCAGUAGCCUCGAGCUUACCGGACAUAGACGUCAGCCGUCUGCUACAGUCUCUCCACCUCCCACCGUUACGGAAGGAGAUGGCCUAGUGGACUGGACCGCCUUCCGUCAGGAGGGCUUUGCGUCCGAGUCUCCUGCCGAUCUUUCCCUUGGCGAUGCCGAAAUUCAUCGCACUUUGACUUCUGCCGAUCUUCGUGCGGCAGCUACUGGUCCGGACGAUUCGCCAGCGCCUCAUCAGGAUUCUUCAACCAUGAGCAAGCUUCGAAGACAUACCAGCCUGAGCAACAUUCGCCGACGAGCUCAAAGGCAGGAUUCGAACGAUUUCACAGAUAUGUCAUCGCACCUCGAUGCUUCUACCAAGCCCGAGCCAAGCUACUCGAUCACUUCAGCCAGCACUGUUGAGCUCGAUGAAGGCCUAGUCAGCCUUUGGCAAGAUGCAGUUCUAGACCCAGUCGCCUCCGCAAACUUGCCUUCGCUCGUCUUCGUCGCAUUGAACAGGACGGCUGCAAGCAGUCUCAUGUCUCCUGCUGGGCAAGGAUCAGGCGCUGCAGGGUUGACAGCGAAUGGUGGUUCCACCUGGCUGAUGAUCGAAGAGACCGUCGUACCACAUCGACCGCAGAUGCCAAAGAGAGCCACCACUGGUCCGCGACCUGCACGCUUCAGAAGCGCGAGCAGCGGUUAUCGAGACAACGAUGCCGCCUCUUUGGACGGAAAGAGGUCCAUCUUUGCCCCCUCGAUGAGAUCCAUCGGUGCGAGCAUCUUGAGGAAGAGGCCUAGCCUCAAGAAGAUCUCUAGCUUUGCCACCCUCAGGAGGCGCAGGAGCGGCGUCGUUGCGCAAGCCAAUGCUGAUGCUGCCCCGAUCAAGGACGCGGACCCGAGCAAGAAGGAGACUGCGCCUGCCUCUUCUGAUGCGCCUUCGUGGUCAGAUGCCAGCGGCGAGGCAAGCGCUACGAGCAGCGAAGGCUACGUCCUUGUCCCCGCGGCGCCGACCUCUCCCGAUGGAGUCGCUUCUGCCACAAAAGCUCCCAGGGAAGGAGCUGCCGAGAGCGCACCGACUCUGUCUGUGGAUACUGGCGCGGAGUCAGCUGACCUCUCGAUGACAAUGGAGAGCGCGCUACUCCUCGCCUCUGCGCCUGACCCUCCUGCUGAGCCUGCGUCUAUCCCAAGGCCGGUACCUGUGAGGAGCAGCAGCAUCAAGAGGAGCAAAGGGAGCAGUAGUGGUGGUGGUAGCGGGUAGCCAGUGCGAGUCGUUGCCUCGAAUUUGCCUUCACUAGGGCCUCUCGUGAGCCCGUCCGUACAGAUUCUUCUUCCUCUGGUACAAGUCGGCCUGUCCGCCUCCCCCACCUCUGAAACUUCCCCCUCCUUACCUUGGUCACACAACGUCACGAAUGAUAUACCCCGAACCUGUACACAUUCUUUCCUCGACCCACUGGGACAGACUCUCGCCUCCAACC